Messenger RNA from Petromyzon marinus (sea lamprey), 5467 nucleotides. Lineage: Eukaryota; Metazoa; Chordata; Hyperoartia; Petromyzontiformes; Petromyzontidae. The record is from RefSeq and is a predicted model, not a curated record.
CCUCCACCUCCUCUCUCGUCCAACAGUCCCACCCGUCCGCCCUCCCGUUCACGUCGUCAGUCACCAAGCCGCGUUCGCUUGGCUUCGCGGGAGUCGAGCGAGGCCUUUAAUGUCCUCCCCGCCCCGCCACCACCUCCGGGCCUUGAGGAAACCCGCGAGAUUGCGGCUUUUUGAAAUCGUAGCGCGGAUGGUCGUCGCGAGCGUUCCGGCUGCGCGUCGAUUGGUUCGUUUCGCCCCACGGAGCGGUUGAGGGAAGCGGCUCGGCCAAUCGGCGGACGGAGCCCGCGUAUUUUCUUCACGGGGUCUGUCGGGAGGGUCGCAACUGCCCCUACUCACACGAUCUGAGCACUAGCAAGCCUGCCAUGUCCUGCAAGUUCUACCAACGUGGGCGCUGCGUCUAUGGAGACGGCUGCAGAUACGACCAUGUCAAGCCGCCCGCCCCAUCAAAGCAGCAACAUGCAGCGCCGCCAUCAGCAGCCAAAGCUCCCCCACGCCCCGUACCGCUCACAUCCGAUUGUGGGGCCGCUCCGUCCAAGCUGACACCGCUGGGCCGUGCCAAGCAGGGCUCCGAGACAGGGGGAGCCACGGCAGCGGGGAAACACGGGCUCAACCAUCCACUCGGCAAGGCCGGGGGUGCGGCCGACUGGGUCAACGCAGCCGAGUUUGUGCCCGGGCAACCCUACAAUGGGCGAGAGGUCCCGUCGUCGUACCUGGCGGCGGCGCAAGAGGGGCUACCACCACAGGAGGAACCAGUCCCACCGCCGGCGCCGGCGGGCGCCUCCCAGCAGCUGUGCCCGUACGCAGCGGUGGGCGAGUGUCGCUACGGCGAUCACUGCGUGUACCUGCACGGCGACGUGUGCGACAUGUGCGGCCUCCAGGUGCUGCACCCGUCCGACUCGGAGCAGCGCACGCAGCACCACCGGGCGUGCGUGUCGGCCCACGAGAAGGACAUGGAGGCGGCGUUUGCGGUGCAGCGCAGCAGCGGGGUGGUGUGCGGCAUCUGCAUGGAGGUGGUGUUUGAGAAGGCCCGCGCAUCGGAGCGCCGGUUUGGCAUACUGUCGAGCUGUUCGCACGCGUACUGCCUCUCCUGCAUCCGCAAGUGGCGUCGCACCAAGCAGCUGGAGAACAAGGUCAUCAAGUCGUGCCCCGAGUGCCGGGUGACGUCAGACUUUGUGAUCCCGAGCGAGUACUGGAUCGACUGCAAGGAGGAGAAGGACAAACUCAUCCAGAGCUACAAAGACGCCAUGGGGAAGAAGGCGUGCCGUUACUUUGACCAGGGCCGGGGCUCGUGUCCGUUUGGAGUGAAGUGCUUCUACCUGCACGCGUACCCGGACGGGCGCAAGGAGGACAAGGCACGGGCGCGCAAGCAGCACGGGCAGGAGGGACACGUGCGGUUCCAAAGCUCGAUUCGGCUGUGGGAUUUCAUCGAGGAGCGGGAGAGCCGGGCGGCACUGCUCGACUCGGACGAUGACCUCAUCUUCUCGGACCUCAGCGACCUCCUCUUCAUGCUGCUCGCGGGAGAUGCCGACUUCGCCACCGACUCCGACGACGACUCGGACCUCUUCGACGACUCGGACCCCCUCGACGACGACGACGAGUUUUUCCUGUGACGGUUUCCCCCGGCUCUCGCCCGCUUGCCUUCCCCUCCCCGUGACGCGCGAACAGCUCUCGCUCCUCGUCCUCCUUCCGUUCCGCCAGCGACUUCGCGCACCGCGCCGCCCAUUUGUCUGCACCGCCUUAUUGUGCCGCCCUUCUCCUGGGGGGGGGGGUCUCCGUUUGCCUCCGCCGACCGUUACUCCCGCCGUAAUUUUUUUCCCAGCUAAUUUAACCUUCGCACAGUUCAUCAGGUUUGAAUUUUUGUUCCCCCCCCCCCGCACCAAUCGUGACGGUGACGUCAUGGGUGGCGAUUUGAUUUAUUUGCCGGGAGUCGUGCGAAGGUUCCGCGGGCCUUGGUGCAGCACGGUCAACCCGUGCUGCUCCGCUUUCGGUCUACGGUAUUAGCCGCGAGCCAGUUUAAAUGAUCCAAGGGUUACACUGGACAUUGGCAUUCAUUGGCUGCCAUCCAAGGUUCUGCCCUGGCCAAUCCUGGGCCGCGAUACUCGGCACUGGCCUACAUACAUUGUGCUGCACGAUUGGCUGUGCUCGGGCAUGACCAUGCGCCAAUUUGUUCUGCUGUCUAUUGCGGCUGUUGCCGGAGGCGGCUGCUGUUUUGGAGACCCUCGGGAGAGGACGAUGGUGGUGGUGACGGAGUGAGUGGGGGAAUGGGAGGGAUCAUUCUGUAAAGGUGUUGAUUUCACAAAGGGCUAUCUCAGUGGAGUGGGGGUGGCGGGGGUUUUGGAUGCUUAUGGUUGCGCUGACAUCAAAUCUGACAGUGCACGUGGGAGAUGGGAGGGUGACGAUCACGGCUCAGAGGGAGCGAGGUGGUCAGAUGCAAUGAACGAGUCGAGGCGCCUUUCGACGAGGCGGUAGUGAUGCUGCGUUCUCACGGUGUACUGAUUUGACGUCACGCUUGAUGCAGACAAACUCCUGAAUAGUAGUUUGGGCCUCCACUGGAUCCACUCAGCCCAAAACUGAACGCCCGGUGUUUGAACACCGCGUCAAGUCAGCGCCACUACCUUCUCAUCUGCCGGGCCAGCAAUUUAAACACUCGCACCCCAUUGCCUCCGCGCCAGCUUAGUGGUGUAAUGCACAGACGACGUGUGUAGGUGUUUGCAACUUGGCCUGAAAACUCGGACUUGGAAAAAUUCUCCCCCGCCACCGCCUCGGCCCUAAAGCCGGUUCCGCACCUGAGAAAUCGGUUGCGCAACUUGUUAGCAUGCAACUGAAUCGCUUUACGUGUGCGCAACUAGUUGCUUAGAGACGGACGACUUUUGAGAAGCGAUCUCUAGCAACAUUUCAAAACGUGCACGUUUGUGAACUGUGAGUAGUCGUUACGAUCUGGAAUGCGCACUGUCUAAUUUCCCUGUUGCACAAUUGCUCGUUCAGUUCUCGUCAAAGCAGUUGCAGGCGAUUUUUGUGCAAGUUUCAAGAGCGGUGUGGAUCUGGCUGAAGACUCGAGCACAUAAAGACCUCCCCUAACUUGCGUAACUAGCGGUGUUGACAGUCCGGCAUACCCGUAUUCGUUACACAUUACGUUUCUCAGAAGAUCGAAACAAAUAUACGUGCUCUUUGACAGCGCGACUGCGGUCCUGCGUCACAACGGGCGGCUAUGUGGAUAAAAAAAGCUACAUUGGGCUUACGUUGAGUGAUGGGUGCACAGGCUCGGGGAAACGUGCGGCAAGCCUUGGAAGUUUUAGAACUCGUCGGCAUGAAUCGUUGUCGGCUUUCCCGGCUCCUUGCAAUUAACAAGACCCAUAGACCCAUCGCUUCCAGCCAUGCUCUCGAAAGCGAUGGCUGCAACUUUAUCUCCAGAAAAUGUUUAUUAUACUCAACCUGCACCAGUAGAUACAUUGCAACCUUGUUGUUCAAUCGACAUUUCUGGCUGCCCUCUAGCUGCUGCUAAUGUUUCUUUAAGGCAAAGCAGAGAUUCUAGUUUUAAACCAAACGCUGUUUGAGAACAUUUUCUCAAGGGCGCUCAUUCGUUGAAGCCGCUUAGCCUGUCCCGUUGUGCGACUCGUUAGAGGGAAGCCUGCUCCUUUAUUUUCCCUGACUCCCGAGUGGAAUAACUGCUACACUCACUCGCGCACGCACGCCAGUUGUGUAAAGUGGCAGAGUACAGCCUGCAUGUUAGGGUGGGGACGGUGGCGGUGCUGGGAAGGCGGCGCCGGCGGCGUUGUGCCUCCCCUGCUCUUCUGCCGUCGCCACCUCCUCCCCUCGCGCCUUGCCGUAUCGUACCUCACCCGGGCAGCGCGCGGUGUGGGCGGCACUGUCAUCGCGGCGUAGCCAUUGCGGCAAUGCCAUCGCGUCGUCCGCGGAGCGAGCCUGCUGCGGCGGAGAGAAACGCUCGGGCUUGCCCCCGGUACUGGGAGCUUCUCAAUGGCGAGAGGCUGGGGCGGGCGCCGCGCCACCGCCGGGCAGGAUGCGAGAACCCGAACGGACCCAUUAGGUGCGACAUAAUGAGAGCAGGCAGUUUGUGAGGUGCACCGUAGUACAAAUAGGACGUGUGGCAGGUGGUUCAAAUAGUCCGUAAGGUGAUAUGUUAAGACAGGUUGAUGUGAAAAUGCCAUUGUGCACGUUGUUUUGAAAAGCCAUGCACAGGCAGGCAGACAGGCAAUCCGUAAGAUUGAUCGUACCACAAGAGAUUGGUUGUAACUUGGAUUGUAUCUCAAGACAGCGUUGUUGUGUGGGCAGUGAAAAAGUGGCAUCACCACUUGGGAGACCUCAAUGUCCUCCUUCAUCCCCUACCACAUUGUUAUCACAAAUGAGGCAUAUGUUACCAUUUGAGCCUGAAGCCAAUUCAAAGCUUUUCUUGAUUUUUGCCAAUUGAAACAUGAAUGACCUUUGUUAAUGUUCGGUUUAAGAUUGAGGUAAACCUAAGCUGGUUUAAAUAACCCAGUUUAACAAAGUAGUUGAGCUUUAGCAUCAACCACGAGGUGGGAUAAAUAAGAAAGCUGCCUUUAGCUGCUGUGAAAGUCAUCAAGGAAAUGUUGCUAUCAAAUUUGAUAACACUACAUCCACUUUUAAGAUACUGUUCUCAAAUAAGAAAAUGCCAUCUGCUGAGUGACCAGUCCAGACUGACUAUGCCCUGUAGACUCGGGAAGAGUGAUUGCACAUUUGGAGUUCCCCUGAGUUAUUUUAUGGAGGGGUGUGCGUGGGUUGGUUUUUGGAGAUUUUGUGUUCCACUCUCUUUUGGGUCCCUUCCACAACACCAGCCGUGGUUUGGACUAACGCACAGAAUUUGCCCGCAUGGCCUCUAUUCUACCUCAUUAAACUCGUAACUCUCACUGCGUUUUGUCCCAGUUAUUCCCCAAGUGGACUUGAGUUUUCCCACUUUGGUGCCGUUGCUUAGACUCUUAUGGGGCACGCACAACGGGACCCGUACAAUGUGCCAGUCGGGAGAGCUGUGUUCCAGCGCGAAGUGAACUCGAGCGGCCGUUGAUUUUUAUCCGUUGAUUAAAACAAAACGAAAAUAAACUGGUAAACAUAUUUGCAUAUUUUGCGACGCGGUGGUGGUCAAAAUGAGGAGGGGCUUGGCUACAACCACUAAAUCGUAUCGAGAAGAACGACAAGCGAAUCCUAGCGUGCGCCUGACCUUGGCGUGCGUUCGCGAGCUGCGUGCUCGCACUCGCCUGAAGCUUCCAGUACCGGGGCAAAACAUGCCGCGGCGUCUUUUGGCACGCAAAUGGUGGACGCCGCUGGACGAUCGAACGCCGGUUUUUCACGAGCCGCGGUGGAGGUUUUGUGGGGGGUUGAGAGGGGCGAGUUGACGACCCGAGGCGCUCGCCCAUUGCUCGUACGGGUUUUCCUCUCCAUUCCAUGUACAAUCUUGUAGAUAACACAAUAAAUAUGAACUUUGGUUGCCUCUCCA